AUGACCCCCGCCUCUGCGAAUGCGUCGCCGGAGGCUGUAUCGAGGACGAACUCUGUCGACCGCUUUUCAACCGCGUCUCCGACUAGGAUGGACAGUUUCCGAGACCAGCAGUCGCACACUACGCCCCCCAUGUUGAAGCGACACACUAUGCCGGCACCUAUCAUUGCCUCUCCUUUGUCGCCCAACACCACAGGUAUCACCGUCGAGGGUCCGGAUUCACCCACACAGUCGUUCUCUACACCCACCCCUCAACGCAUCCGCCUACCCGUGUCUACGCCCCUCGGAUCUUCCUCCGUGUCAGCGCUCAAGCAGUUAAGUGACUAUGUCGUUCCUUCGUCGGCGGGACAUCCAGCCCAGACCACAACUCCUUCGAGAGUGCGCCGCGCUAACACACUCGAGAGCAUCAACCCCUCGUCCACUGGCUCGUCUACUUCGUCCGACCGUUCUGUUCCAUCGUCCGGUCCAGGACGUAUACCGCGCGUCUGGCCUCCAGAACCAUCAUCAUCCAGUGCUGCUACGACAAGCCGGCGACCGACCUCGAUGUAUGGCAGCACCUAUCCGGCUCCACCCUCUCCCGACAAGAUCAGCGAGCGUUUCGGUGGUCGAGCAAGCUCGAGCGCGACGUUUUCUCGUGAUUCGUCCGCCUCGCUAGACAAGCCAUCAAGUAGCUCAAACCAACCUUCAUCCGCGUCCUCGGCUUCCUCCGUGAUGUCUCCCUCGCCAUAUCGAAGCUCAUACAUGGCGAACAAGCGGUCAUCUCUGUACGGGGAUAACCUAACACCAGGUCGUCGUUUAGGACGACAUCUCCCGAGAAUAGCCAGCGGGGACGCACCUGAAGAUUGGCCUCCACCGAUUCAGCCUCCACCAACGCAGCCGCAGACCGAUCACCAGGACUGGAGGAGUCGACGAGAGGAGCGCCUUCGGCGCGAACGGGACUGGACUUUGCCGUCACCAGAGAAGUACAGUGAGGCAGAGCUCAUCGUCCCCGGGGUUACGGAUGCAGGCGACGUCGCUGGUAUCCCUGGGCGAUUGAGGUUGUCGAAGGACACAGCGCGCGGCGCGCCGACAUCACCUCUACCCUCUUCAAGGCUUACGAGGGGGCUUUGGGCAGAUGUGCAGCGGCACCUUUUGCAGGCGUACGAGUACUUGUGUCAUGUUGGCGAGGCGCAGCAGUGGAUCGAAGGCUGUCUCGGCGAGGAGCUAGGGUUCGGAGUCGUUGAGAUGGAGGAGGGAUUGCGGAACGGCGUUGUCCUUGCGCGAUUGGUGCGUGUCUUCCAGGGUGAAUCUGCUGUGCGCAGGAUAUAUGAUGCGCCGAAGUUGGAUUUCAGACAUUCUGACAAUAUCAACCACUUCUUCCGUUUCGUCCGCGAUGUCGGACUGCCUGAGGGCUUCAUUUUCGAGCUGACUGAUCUCUAUGAGAAGAAGAAUUUCCCGAAGGUCAUCUAUUGCAUACAUGCACUUAGUCAUCUACUCGCCAGACGCGGUCUAGCACAACGCAUUGGUAAUCUCGUCGGUCACCUACAGUUCACGGAUGACCAGCUGCAGAAGACGCAUAAGGGUCUGAAGGAUUCUGGUAUCGCCAUGCCUAACUUCGGCAAUGUGGGUAGGGAGCUUGCGAAGGAAAUCAACGAGGAACCAGAAGAGGAAGCGGAGACUGAAGACGAACGUCGAGACCGGCUCCUCUUAGAGUGCGAAGAUUCCAUCGUGUCUUUGCAGGCUGUUGCUCGGGCCUUCCUUGUCCGGAAAGCGCAAGCCACUCAGCGUGUCCGUAUGCGACUGGCAGAACGAUAUGUACCCAAGCUACAGGCCCAUUGCAAAGCUGUUCUUAUUCGGAGACGUCUCGAAGGGGACAGGGCAGAACGAGUCAGUCUCGAGCCUUGGAUCAAGGCUGUUCAAGCACAGUCCAGAGGCGUUAUGGUUCGAAGAGACUGGCGGGUCCACCUACGAGCAGUGCACGCAUCUGUGACAUAUCUUGUCAAGGUGCAGGCACAGGCGCGUGGUGUCCUCGUACGGCGUAGGUUCCUCAAGUUGAGAUCGGCUCUCACGAGCUCCCAAUUCUCCAUCGUGAAGUUGCAGACCGUGGCGCGUGCGCGGAUUGUGCAGAAGUCACACAAAGAGCUCGCGAAGACGUUCGCAACGCCGUUUGUCAUGGAGAACAUUGUCGGUUUGCAAGCGCAGGCGCGUGGUGUCAUACUGAGGCGGAUGCUCGCACGCCAGGAUACACGUCUGGAACGUGCCACACCCCAUAUCGUUCAGUUGCAGGCUCAGACCAGAGGACUCCUUGUUCGCCGACGAUUUCGCACACAGAUGGCUAAGCUGGUGGAUGUCAGCGAUGUGGUCGUACGCAUCCAAGCGGCCGUACGCACUUAUCUUGCCCGCAAGCGGCUGUUGGCCCUCAUCCGAGGUCUACGCAAGGCCACGCCGGCCUUGAUAGGACUCCAAGCCCGGGCUCGAGCCAGACUCGCCCAGCAGAAGCACGAGUCCAUGCAGAAGGCUUUGACGAAGGUCGAAGUCAUCAAGUCGAUCGGUGGCCUGCAAGCAUUCGCUCGGGCUAACCUCGCGCGGAACCGCCAUCAAGAGCAGCAGAAGCAACUUCGGUUCAUCCAGCCAGAUGUCGUCGGGUUCCAAGCUGCCGCGCGAGGUGCAAUGGUUCGGCAGGAAUGGCAUGCAUGGAGAGACUACCUUCGAAAUAGUCAUCCUCAGGCAACCAUUAUGCAGGCACUGCUCCGUGGCGUGUUGCAGCGGCGAAAGUUCCAUGCCAAGAUGCAGUAUUUCCGAUCCAAUCUUGACAAGAUCGUACAGAUCCAGUCGCUCUUUCGUGCGAAGGAGACCCGUGAGCAGUAUCGCCAGCUCACGUUGGGAACAAACGUCACUGUUGGCACGAUCAAGAACUUCGUACACCUGCUGGACGACUCGGAAGCAGACUUCCAAGAGGAGAUCAAGGUCGAGAGGCUCAGGCACGCUGUCGUCAAGCGCAUUCGGGAGAACCAAGCACUAGAGCACGACGUCAGUGAACUAGACGUCAAGAUUGCGCUCGUAGUGCAGAACGUCAAGAGCUUCGAGGAACUGACCAAAGUUCGACGACGAUACGGCGCUGACAGUGCAGCUGUGCAUGCAGCGAGAGCGUCUGUCCUUGCGGCUCAUGGCGACCCGUUUGCAGGACCGAGCACACUGGAUCGCUCAGCCAAGCGCAAGCUGGAACUUUAUCAGCAACUCUUCUAUCUUCUGCAAGCCAAGGGCGAGUACCUGACCAGGUUGUUCUCCAAAAUGUCUGCGAGCAAAGACUCGGAGAAGCAUCGUAAAUUGAUGGAACGCGUCGUGCUCACUCUGUUCGGCUAUGGCCACGACCGCCGUGAGGAAUACCUCCUUCUGAAGCUACUGCAGGAGGAGGUGGAGAACGCGACCAGCAUCGAAGAUGUCAUCAACGGACAUCCGAUGUUCCUCAACAUCGCUGUUCUGUAUAUUCGACCGAAGCAGAGUGCAUUCAUUCGAGAGACUCUCCAAGGUGUCAUUCGUGAAGUCAUCGACGCGGAGGAUCUUGAUUUGGAGGUAGACCCGACUAAGAUUUACCGUGCUAAAGCAGACUUGGAGGAGUUGAGAUCCGGUGCGGCUGCGACAGAGCGGAAAGACGUACCAUUCGCGAAGGCUGUAGAAGAUCCAGACACCAGGGCAGAGUAUAUCAGACAUCUCCAGACCCUGCAAUGGCGGACCGAACAGUUUGUCACAGCGAUCACACAAUCUCUCCAGCGGAUGCCAUAUGGAAUGCGUUUCAUGGCCCGAGAAACUCUCAGCGCCGUAAAGAGUAAAUUCCCGGACGUACCGGCCGAAUUCCAUGCAGCUUGCAUUGCUAGACUCGUCUACUACCGAUAUCUCAAUCCUGCCAUCAUAACACCUGAGACGUUUGAUAUAGUAUCUAGCACCGUCGACAUCGAGUCUCGGAAGAACCUGGCACAAAUCUCCAGAAUGCUCACGCAGAUCACCAGUGGAGUCGAGUUCAACCAGGACACGCCCAGCCACAUCCCCGUCAACGACUACGUUCGGAAGGCUAUCAGGCAAUUCACUACAUGGCUUCUCAACGUGGCGGAUGUACAGGACGCCGAGACUGAACUACAUGCCCACGAAUUCCUGGAUGCUACUGUUCAACCGAAGCCCAUUUACAUCUCUCCUAACGAAGUCUACGCUAUGCAUAGUCUGAUCUCCGAGAACCUUGACGACCUGGCGCCGGCUCGCGAUGACACGCUCCGAGUGAUGUUGAUGGAGUUGGAUGGAGUACCCCACAUCGGCAGCGAUGAGCUGAACGAGGCUCGCGAUACCGCUGUCGAGCUACAAUUGACGAACAGAUUUGCACAUGUCAGAGAUCCCCGUGCGGAUGAGAAGGCUCUGUGGGUACAGGCGAAACGCGCAGUCCUAGCCAUCCUCAGAGUACAGCCCGCAAAAGAUCUCGUUGAGUCGUUGAUGCAACAAGUCACUGAUGAGCAUGAGCUCGUAUGGGAGGAGAUCAUCGAGGAAAUGGAAAGGGAGCAAUUGCGUCACCAGAGGCGCAUGCCUUCUACCACUGGCGCAGAGUCUGCUUAUCGUCUCGAAGAUAUCCGGUCCAUGACUUUUCGCGAGGUUAAGGCACACGCAAUCUACUUCCUUCUUGAACUAGAAAAGCUCGGCAAGAUAUCUCGCAUGGACGGUUACCAGGGGAUUCUGAAUGCUAUCGCUGGCGAUGUUCGCAGCAAAAACCGCAGACGUGUGCAGCGUCAGCACGAGAAGGAGGGCAUGGAGGAGGCGUUGAGAUACCUGGCCGAGCGGAAGAAGUACUUCGAGGAACAGAUUAAUAGCUAUCACAGCUACGUGGAGGCGGCGAUGAACACCAUGCAGCGUGGCAAAGGGAAGAGGCGUUUCGUCAUACCUUUCACUCAGCAAUAUUUCCAUAUGCGAGAGCUGCAGAAAGAGGGAAAGGAGCCUCAGUUCGGCUCCUUCAAGUAUGGCGCGGCAUAUUUCUACAAGAAAGGGAUCCUGCUUUCGAUUGAUCAGUACUCCCCACGCCAAUUCGACAAGAUGGACAUCGUCAUUCAGUCCAAUCAAGUGGGCGUGUUACCAUAG
Molecule: messenger RNA, 5091 nt
Organism: Fomitopsis serialis
Lineage: Eukaryota; Fungi; Basidiomycota; Agaricomycetes; Polyporales; Fomitopsidaceae
Exons: 16
Coding region: 1-5091 (1696 amino acids)
Biological process (GO): mitotic actomyosin contractile ring assembly actin filament organization; regulation of GTPase activity; regulation of actin cytoskeleton organization
Cellular component (GO): mitotic actomyosin contractile ring; cytoplasm
Molecular function (GO): GTPase activator activity; actin filament binding; calmodulin binding
Source: RefSeq, a predicted model, not a curated record